Micropterus dolomieu (smallmouth bass) is the source of this 895-nucleotide messenger RNA. Its product is annotated as ATR-interacting protein-like. NCBI's taxonomy places the organism in Eukaryota, Metazoa, Chordata, Actinopteri, Centrarchiformes, Centrarchidae. The record is from RefSeq and is a predicted model, not a curated record. Bases 89 to 688 code for a protein of 199 amino acids. Gene Ontology annotation, biological process: DNA damage checkpoint signaling; DNA repair. The transcript has 6 exons.
GCAGUGUGUGUUGCAGGUGCUGUGUGUGUGUCUGUCAGCAGACAGCAGGUUGCGGACAGUUUCAGAGUGUGUGUCUGUCCUCACGUCCAUGUCCGACCACCAGACACUGGUUCAGCAGCUCUGCUCUCAACAUGACCCGUGUGUUUUGCUGAAGUUGUUCCAGUUCAUCAGAACCAGACCCGACAACGAGGCAACACACAUAGACUGGAUUCUGCUCGACCUGCAGGUGAUUCGUUUGCUGAGCAGACUGAUGACUCAGAGAGCAGAGAGCUGGACUACCAAUCAGCAUAGCACCUGUCAGUGUUACACUGAGUUGGUUCAGACAGUGGUGAUUGUUUUCCAUCGUCAGUGGUUGGAUCUUCGUAGUACCCAGGAGCCAAGGGACUCAACAGUCCUGGCCCCAUCUCCGCAGCAGUGCUCCGCCCCCUCACUGCGAUGGUGGCGUGGCCCGUCGGCAUCUCUGCUCAGAGAGUGUCUGCUGCUGCUGCACUGGCUGCUGCUGCAUCAUGGCAGCUUCUCAGAAAGCUGCAGGCCGCUGCUGCACAUGUAUGACCAGGUGAUCCCUGCUGUACGAGAAACCCUGAGGAAGAUCCCCGAGCUGAGCGAGAGCGAGGAGCUGGCGUUGGAAGAGAUCUGCCGCUCAGAGGGCGACGACACGGAUGACAUGGACACUGAUGCUGGCUCCUGAUUGACUGAGCAGACACAUGAGACAGUUUACUGACUGUUGAUUGAAACUGAGACGAGGACAGAACAGAGACUCAGUUUUCUGUAAAACUUUUCUGUGAUGAAGUGGAUGUUGGAAGGAAAUGAAUGAUUAGACUGAAGUGAUGGAUAGUCGCAGAAUUUGUUAUGCUGUCUGAUUCGAUUUAGCAAUAAAACAUGAAGGUUCUUUAAA